Molecule: messenger RNA, 1358 nt
Organism: Sitodiplosis mosellana (orange wheat blossom midge)
Lineage: Eukaryota; Metazoa; Arthropoda; Insecta; Diptera; Cecidomyiidae
Product: UDP-glycosyltransferase UGT5-like
Exons: 2
Coding region: 908-1297 (129 amino acids)
Molecular function (GO): UDP-glycosyltransferase activity
Source: RefSeq, a predicted model, not a curated record
GAUUGAGGCGAUUCUCUCGUUUACUUAAUUAGUACAUUUGUGAACAUGCAUAAAAUCAUUUAAAGUUCCACAAUAAAACGAAUAAAUCAAUAAUUUUAUAUCAAUAGAUACAUUAUUAAAUUGUAAAAUAAUGAUGAUUCCCAGACCACGUGAUUUAUCAGACGUCUACGUGUUUUAUCUUAUCUUGUGAUUACGAACAUUUUACAAGAGCAAUUGUGAACAUUUUUACGAAUUGCCACAUUUAUCACAAAUCUAAGCUGGUUCAGCAUGACAAUCCAUUGAGGUUUUCGACAGUGAUUCAUAAGAUUAUCUCUCAUUAACGCAUGUUUAUUACUAGGAUCAUAAGCUUCGUUGAUGAAUGUUAACCACGGCUGCAAAUUUGGCUAGUCAGUCUAAAUUUGUAUCGAAUUGAAGCACGAUCUCCUAAUCAAAAGUCGGUGCCUUGUCACUUUUGGUCUAGUAUACUUUAAACUACGAAUUCAUACAGUGAUAAAAAUGAAGCUUGUCAAGUGUUAACUUUAUUGUGCUUUUUAAAGCAAAAUGUGUUUGCCUAUAAAUUUCUGGCAUUUCUUCCUGUUGCGUCAAAGUCUCCCUAUUACAUUGGUUACAAUCUUAUGAAAGGACUGGCUGCUGAAGGCCAUAAAGUACAGUGAUCAGUCCAUUUAAAGAGAAAAAACCGAUUGCAAACUACACUGAAGUGUUUCUUAAAAAUGUUUGGGAGGAUUCACGAAUGUCAAACUAUUUGUUACUCAUGGCGGUCUUUUGAGUACAAUCGGUAAUGCACAGUUACACACAUUUCGCAUUUUAAACCAUACACUUGAAAUCAACGACUUUUGUCAUUUCAGAGGCCGUUCAUUUCGAUAAACCAAUUGUUGGCAUUCCAUUUUUCUUCGACCAACACCUGAACAUGUACCUUGCUGAACAAAAGGGAUUUGGAUUUUCAAUUCCAAUCGAAACUCUAACCGCAGAUAAGUUAUCGACGGCUGUUAGAACAGUACUCAGUGAUCCAAGUCAUGCCGAACAAGCAAAGAUCAUUUCUGAUCGAUACCGCGAUCAACCACUUACUCCACUGGAAACAGGAAUGCACUGGGUCAAGCACGUAACAAAAAAUAAAGGCGCUCCACAUUUGAAAAGUGUUGCAGUUGAUUUGCCAUUCUACAAACUGUACAAUUUAGACGUGUGGGCAUUCAUUUUUGGUGUCAUUGCUUUUUGCGUCUUUUUACUCAUUAAAUUCAUAACUGCUGUAGUCGCAGUCACACUUAUCGGGAAAACAACGCAGAAGGUCAAGAAGUCCUAGAUAUAAAGACGUAUCAUUUUCUGUAUCUUUAUUUAUUUAUUUCCAUAUUUUCGUUCGUUUA